Messenger RNA from Caenorhabditis briggsae, 1860 nucleotides. Lineage: Eukaryota; Metazoa; Nematoda; Chromadorea; Rhabditida; Rhabditidae. The transcript is spliced from 8 exons. The record is from RefSeq and is a predicted model, not a curated record. The coding region runs from base 1 to 1860 and encodes 619 amino acids.
AUGUCACAAAUUGAAAACCCGCCGGACUGGCUAAAGUCAGAAAAAGUCAACGUUCUUUUAAUGAACUUCAUAGCGGAAAAGGCGAACGAAUCGCUUUCUCUUCUCAAUAUCUCAAAGAUAUGCAAAGAAUUCAAGCAGCAGAUCUAUUGUGAUGUUUCGGAAAAGAACUUGCACAGCAGGAUUCGCAACUUUCGUCUUCGAAUCCACGAGUUGGAAGAUUUGGACAAUGACACGAAAGUGAGAAUGUUGUUCGUUUUGAGUGCUCCAGUAGACAGUGGAUUCUUGAUAGAACUGAGAAAGGACGCUGAGGUAGAAUUCGAUGAUGUUUAUCGAAUCACCAAAUAUCAGAAAAAAGACGGAACACUAACAUUGAUCCGAGAGCAGAUUCCCCCGGUCCGUCAAUUCGACACGCGAAGCGACAAAAGCCUUCUUAAGUUUCUGGCGGUGAUGGCGGAAGAACAACGCUCACCGGUGUCGGACACAACAUUCGUAACAGAGUUCAGAGAUGUAACUGAAUCUGAGAAAUCUGUUCAAACCUUCAAAGAACGGUACACUCUCAUCAAGAGACAAAUUUACCUCUCAACAGAGUACGAUAUACCAACACGUAUCAAAAUGAUGUUCGUAUCAAGCACAAGACUUCAUUCGAGUAUUCUGGCUGAACUUCGACAAAGUGCGUAUGUAGAAGUGGAUAAUAAAAGCCGUAUCACUCAUUACAUGGCAAAUGAUGGAUCCCUCGAGUUGAAGGGUAAUCAUGUACAUCCGAGAAGUAGCGGUAUCGAGAAUCAUCUUUCGGACUCGGAUGUCGAAAUGGAAGAGAAGCAUGCAAUUAAGCGAGAAGUUAUCAAGGAUUUGGAAGUCCCAGCUUCAAAAAGAAAAAGAAUAUCGACGAAAAGAUUUUCCCCUGAAGAAUAUGUUUACGAUGUCGAUGACAUGGGUUUCGAGAACGACAGACAUAUCCAGGAAGCAGCUGAUCCAAUGAUGUUUUCAUAUGAUUCGGAGAACUACAAUGGAGAACAACCUAGAAGACAUCCGAAAGAUUUAAUGAAAAAAAGCUCUUUGUUGAAUUCUAUCAUCGAAACCGAGGAACGAAAGUUGGCAAGAGUUCAUGUCAACCCAUUAUUGGCGGGUGAAAAAAAUAUGAGGACUGGAAUAGAGUCGGGACUUCCAACUUCCUCAAACUUACAAGAUCCGAAUUCCAAGCAUCAAGACAUGUCAGGGCCGUUGACUCCAGUAGCAAGAAUGAGCAAUAGUGACAGACAAGAAUACCGAGAUAUUUUUAGAGCGGAUCCAUCCGCUUUCAAUAAUAUUCUCAAUUUUGUCGGAGAUGAUUCUAGAGCAAGUGGAGAUCUGGAAAUAAAUGAGACGGUAGCGAACGACUCUCCACGUCGUGAACUCUCGUCUGAUGGUCUGCAAACUGUUACUCGGGAAUCAGUAUCUCCUCCCAGUGAUAACGUAAACAACUUUCCGGUAAAGAAAGUUUUGGAAUGGUUGCGCAUAAUCAUUUUGUCGUUGGAUUCUUAUCACCUUGAACUGUUGGAAAUCGAAGUUGAUAUUGCUCUGACUACUAUCAAAGACGAAUCUAAGAUGGUAUCUCUCCAAGAAAUUCUCUCAACUCUGCGCAAUGGUGUUCAUAUCGUUACUAGAAAUUGUCAACCGAUUUCAUCUUCAGAAGAGACGACGAACCUCAACGACUAUCUCCUGAAUCUUCACACCAGUCUUUUCAUAAUAACUUCGCCAUCGGUUGCUGUUUUCCAGAACGAAAUCAAAAAAAUUCGCAAGAAUGUUGAAGUAAACAGACAAAUUCCGAUUCAAUGCAUUCGUCCUACUUUGGAAACAAUAUACUUGUUAGCUUUCUCCUAG